Molecule: messenger RNA, 3288 nt
Organism: Mangifera indica (mango)
Lineage: Eukaryota; Viridiplantae; Streptophyta; Magnoliopsida; Sapindales; Anacardiaceae
Product: probable leucine-rich repeat receptor-like protein kinase At1g35710
Exons: 6
Coding region: 1-3288 (1095 amino acids)
Biological process (GO): protein phosphorylation
Molecular function (GO): protein binding; ATP binding; protein kinase activity
Source: RefSeq, a predicted model, not a curated record
AUGGAACAACUUACACAAGACAAAGACCUUGACUCUGUAACUAUUUUGCAGAGAGUUUCUUCACUUGUUUUCCUACUCUUGUUUGCUAUUCUGUCUCAUUCUUCAUCUGAUGUUGCUUCUAAUUCUACUCAAGAAGCACUAGCUCUUCUCAAAUGGAAAGCCAGCCUUCAAAACCAGAGUCAUUCUCUUCUGCCAUCAUGGACUCUUUCUUCUGCAGAUGCCACAAAUACUUUUACCCACCUCAAAACCAAGAUAAGUCCAUGUACUUGGUUUGGAAUCUCUUGUAAUCGUGCUAGAAGUAUCACAAGUAUUAGCUUGACCAGUGCAAGUCUAAAAGGCACGCUUCAUGAACUUUCUUUCUCAUUAUUUCCCAAUCUUGCAUGCCUUGAUCUAGCUGGGAAUGAGCUCUUCGGUGUCAUCCCUCCUCAGAUUAGUUACCUAACAAAUCUAAAGGUCCUUUACCUUUAUAUAAAUAAGUUAUCUGAAUCUAUUCCUAAAGAGAUAAGCAACUUAAACUCUCUAACAGAUUUAGCUUUGGGAGAAAAUCAAUUGAGUGGCUCCAUCCCUCGUUCCAUUAGAAAUCUGAGUAAUUUAAAAGUUUUAUACCUCCACACCAAUAACCUUUCUGGUGUCAUUCCUGAGGAGAUAGGCAACUUGAAGUUUAUUUCGGAUAUAGAGUUGAGUAAAAAUCAACUAAGUGGUCCUAUUCCUCAUUCCAUUGGAACCCUAAGCAAUUUAAAAGUUUUAUACCUUUUUAGCAAUAACCUUUAUGGCACCAUUCUUGAGGAGAUAUGCAACUUAAAGUUCAUUUCUAAUUUGUCAUUGAGUACAAAUCAACUGAGUGGCUCUAUCCCUCAUUCCGUUGGAAACCUAAGCAAUUUGAAAUUUUUAUACCUUUAUAACAACAACCUUUCUGGCACCACUCUUGAGGAGGUAGACAACUUGAAGUUUAUUUUGAAUCUAGACUUAAGUGAAAAUCAAUUGAGUGGUCCUAUUCCUCAUUCCAUUGGAAACCUGAGCAAUUUGAAAGUUUUAUACCUUUAUAGCAACAACUUUUCUGGUGUCAUUCUUGAGGAGAUAGACAACUUGAAGUUUAUUUUGGAUCUAGGGCUGAGUACAAAUCAACUGAGUGAUGCUAUUUCUCACUCUAUUGGAAACCUGAGCAAUUUUAAAGUUUUAUACCUUCAGAGCAACAAGAUUUUUGGUGUCAUUCUUGAGGAGGUAGGCAACUUGAACAACAAUCUUUCUGGUGUCAUUCCUGAGAAGAUAGGCAAAUUGAAGUUCAUUUUUAAUUUGUCAUUGACUACAAAUCAACUGAGUGGUGCUAUUCCUCACUCCAUUGGAAACCUGAGCAAUUUGAAAGUUUUAUACCUUCAAAGCAACAACCUUUUUGAUGUCAUUCCUGAAGAGGUAGGCAACUUGAAGUUUAUUUUGAAUCUAGACUUAAGUGAAAAUCAAUUGAGUGGUCUUAUUCCUCAUUCCAUUGGAAACCUGAGUAAUUUGAAAGUUUUAUACCUUUAUAACAAUAACCUUUCUGGUGUCAUUCCUGAUGAGAUAAGCAACUUGAAGUUUAUUUUAGAUCUAGAGUUAAGUACAAAUCAACUGAGUGGUGCUAUUCCUCACUCCGUUGGAAACCUAAGCAAUUUGAAAAGCAACAACCUUUCUGGUGUCAUUCCUGAGGAGGUAGGCAACUUGAAGUUUAUUUUGAGUCUUGACUUGAGUGAAAAUCAAUUGAAUGGUUCUAUUCCUUAUUCCAUUGGAAACCUGAGCAAUUUGAAAGUUUUAUACUUUUAUAGCAACAACCUUUUUGGUGUCAUUCCUAAGGAGAUAGGCAACUUGAAGUUUAUUUUGGAUUUAGAGUUGACUACAAAUCAACUGAGUGGUGUUAUUCCUUACUCUAUUGGAAACCCGAGUAAUUUGAAAUUUUUAUACCUCCACACCAAUAACCUUUCUGGAAUCAUUUCAUAUGAAGUUGGAAAUCUCUUGAAGUUGGUUGAACUACAUUUGUCUUACAAUCACUUUACUGGUUAUCUUCCUUAUAAUAUUUGUCGAAGUGAAUCACUUACUAACUUUUCUGUUGGUGAGAACAAUUUGCUUGGUCAUAUCCCCCAAGAUUUGAGAGAUUGCAAAAGCUUAAUAAGAGUUCGCCUCGAAAAGAACCAAUUUAUUGGAAACAUUUAUGAAGAUUUGGGUGUCUAUCCAAAUCUUACUUUCAUAGAUCUCAGUCACAACAAAUUUUAUGGUGAAAUCUCAUCUAAUUGGGGAAGGUGCUCUCGGUUAGGCACUUUAAAUGUCUCUGGAAACAAUAUUACUGGGAGCAUUAUACAUGGAUUGCCACGUAUUGACAUAUCUUAUAACAAGUUACAUGGUCCAAUUCCCAACAACAAAGCAUUCCGAAAAGCUCCAAUUGAAGCAUUACAUGGGAAUAAAGGAUUGUGUGGUAGUGUUAGUGGAUUUACACCUUGCAAUAACACUUUCACUUCACAAAAGCAUGUCUUAGGAAAGAGGUUGGUAAUUUCCUUUGUUUCUUUGGGAGCACUUGCUCUUCUAAUUGUUGUGACAAUAAUGUUCUUUUGUUUUCGAGGAAAGAAACAAGAGUUACCGAAAGAACAUGGAAAGGUGAAUGAGGAUAAAUUUCUUUCAGUAUUAAAUUUUGAUGGAAAAACAAUGUAUGAAGAAAUUGUAAGUGCAACAGAGAAUUUUAAUGCCAAGUAUUGCAUCGGGAGUGAUGGGUCUAGCAAUGUUUAUAGAGCACAAGUUCUAUUAGAGGCUAUUUUUGUAGUAAAGAAAUUUCACUCAUUUCAUCUUGACAAGGUAAAUGACCAAAAAGAGUUUUUAAAUGAAAUAAGGUCAUUACCAGAGAUACGACAUCAAAAUAUUGUGAAAUUUUUCGAUUUUUGUGUACAUUCUCAACACUUUCUUUCAAUUUAUGAGUAUCUUGAAAGAGGUAGCUUAGCCACAUUCUUGAAUAAUGAAGCUACAGCAAGAGAAUUGGAUUGGGAAUUGGCUUACACGAUAAAGGUAACUGAGAAAUGUGAUGUAUAUAGUUUUGGAGUGUUAGCAUUAGAAGUGAUAAAAGGAAAUCAUCCUGGCAAUAUCAUUCCUUCUCUAUCCUUUUCUUUCACUUGGGAGAACAUGUUGUUGAACAACAUUUUGGAUCCACGUCUUCCACUUCCUUUGCCUUUUGUUCAAGAUCAACUAAUGGUAGUCAUAAAGCUAGCAAUUGAUUGCUUAGGUGCCAAUCCAAAAUAUAGGCCAACCAUGGAUGUGGUUUCUCGUAUGUUUUGA